UAAAAGGCGCCGAAUGAAAAUUUCUUCAAAAUUAUAAAUUUUUCGUACUAUUUCCAUGUAAUUUUCGUAUUUGACGCUUGAAUUAAGCUAAAAAAUCCAAAUUUCCUCUAAAAAUUUAACUUUUCAUCAAAAAUUCUUCGUAAUUUAAGUCAAAAAUGGAAAACGAUGAUGCCGAGCAGGAAGUUUCUUGUCCCAUUUGUGAUAAAUUCAUGAGCUCCAAAGAGAUUGUUGACCACGUCGAUCGUUGUAUCUUCCUUCGGCAAGAAGAGGAAGCUCCAAAUCGAAGUUCCGACAACAUCACAAAUGUCAGAGAUGGCAAGCGAGCAUUUCCUUUGUUCGAAAAGAGCUUCAAUCCGGCACCAAAGAAGCAAAAAUUGAGUCCUGGAAGAAAUAUUGCCAAAAAUAACAAGAAAAUUCCGCAAAAAACGAUCGAUUUGACAUCGAAUGAAAAUGAAGAACCAUCGGAAAUGACAUCUAGCAAGUCUUUGAGCGAUCAAAAAGUUGAAAAAGAUGAAGAAAGUAUGAGCAACAUUCCAUUGGCGGAACGAGUGAGACCGAAAACUAUUGAAGAAUUGAUUGGGCAAUCCAACAUUUUGGGCAAAGGAACAGUACUGCGAAAGUUGUUCGAAAACGCUGAAAUCCCGAGUAUGAUACUUUGGGGACCUCCUGGAUGCGGCAAAACUUCCUUUUCGAACGUAAUUCACCAAAAAUGUAAAGAUUCCAAUACUUUACGGUUCGUAAAAACCUCUGCGGCUUUCGGAUCUGGCGUGAACGACAUAAAAGAAAUUAUAAAAGUUGCCAAAAACGAAGCAAAGUUCAAACGAAAGACAAUUCUCUUCAUGGACGAGAUCCAUCGCUUUAAUAAAGCGCAACAAGACAUCUUUCUACCGCAUGUCGAAAACGGAACGAUAACUUUAAUCGGUGCAACGACAGAAAAUCCCUCAUUUUCCUUGAAUAACGCUCUUUUAUCGCGAUGUCGCGUGAUUGUUUUGGAAAAAUUACAAACUGAUGAGUUAAUUGAGAUACUGAAGCGUGGUCUUGAGGUGUACAAAGGCAUUUGUGUGGAUAAAGAUGCGCCCUUAGCGGAUGUUGAAACGUUAGGAUAUGUCCCGGAAAUGAUUGUAGAACGAGGAACUCUGAAAUGGCUCGCGGAAAUGAGUGAUGGCGAUGCAAGAAAUGCUUUGAAUAGUCUUCAACUCGCCAUUCAAGCCGUAAAAUUGAAGGAUAAAAAGCAAAAUGGGAUUCUAAAGUUAAAUAUUGAUGAGUUAAAAGACGGUAUCAAGCGAUCUCACAUUCUUUACGAUCGAAAAGGCGAUCAACAUUACGAUAUGAUCAGCGCAUUGCACAAAUCAAUUCGCGCAAGUGACGAUAACGCAGCUUUAUAUUGGGCGACACGGAUGAUGAUCGGCGGCGAAGAUCCUCGUUACAUUUGUCGACGUCUUGUGCGAGCUGCUUCCGAAGACAUUGGCUUGGCAGACCCGAAUGCCAUCGCUGUCGCCUUAAAUGCCUUGCAAGCUGUUCAAUUAGUUGGCAUGCCAGAAGCUGAUUGCAUUAUCGCUCAAUGUGCGGUGUAUCUGGCACGAGCGCCUAAAAGUACAGAAACAUACCACGCAAUGAAACGCUGUCAGGAUAUGAUAAAAAAUCAUCAAGGAGCACAACCAGCAGUUCCGUUACACUUGAGAAAUGCCCCGACGAAGCUCAUGAAGGAUUUGGGAUAUGCAGCGGGAUAUAAUACGCUUCACAAAGACGAAUCAGGAUUCGAUUAUAUGCCAGAAGGACUUGAAGACGUCAAUUUCUUCUAAAUAAUUGUAAUUUUUUUAUUUUUUGUACCACUUCCGAGUCAACUGAAUUAAAAUUAAUAACUUUUUU
Messenger RNA from Culicoides brevitarsis, 1869 nucleotides. Its product is annotated as ATPase WRNIP1-like. Gene Ontology annotation, biological process: DNA-templated DNA replication; DNA synthesis involved in DNA repair. The record is from RefSeq and is a predicted model, not a curated record. The transcript is spliced from 2 exons. Bases 156 to 1802 code for a protein of 548 amino acids. Gene Ontology annotation, cellular component: nucleus. Gene Ontology annotation, molecular function: single-stranded DNA helicase activity; enzyme activator activity; ATP binding. NCBI's taxonomy places the organism in Eukaryota, Metazoa, Arthropoda, Insecta, Diptera, Ceratopogonidae.